CUGUGGAGCAGCGCAGCAGGAGGAACAUUCCAAGCCGAAUCGAAAAGAAACCAUGAACGGCCUACCGCAGAGCAAACACUACAAUCUGACGCACUACCAGCAGAGAUACAACUGGGACUGCGGCCUCUCCUGCAUCAUUAUGAUACUCUCCACCCAGCAGCGGAACGAGAUGCUGACCAAUUUCGAGAACAUCUGCAGGGAGGAGGGCUUCGGGUCGAGCACAUGGACCAUUGAUUUGUGCUACCUGCUGCUGCGCUACCAAGUGCGUCACGAGUACUACACACAGACCUUGGGCAUCGAUCCAAAUUACAGCCAGCACACGUACUACUCGAAAAUCAUUGACAAGGACGAGAAGCGCGUGACGCGCAAGUUCAAGGAUGCCAAGGCCCAUGGGUUGCGCGUGGAGCAGCGCACCGUUGACAUGGAGGUGAUACUCAGACAUCUGGCACGCCACGGCCCAGUCAUCCUGCUGACCAAUGCCUCGGUGCUCACCUGCGAGAUAUGCAAGCGGAAUGUCCUGGAGAAGUUCGGCUGUUUCCAUAUUCCUUGCAUUGCCCAAAAUACACGCCUGCCCGCGGCCACCAACAAAAGGUAUGCCGGUCACUAUGUGGUGCUCUGCGGCUAUGACAUGGCCACCGAGAAGGUCUUCUACCACAACCCAGAGGUGCACGAUGGCCAUAUAUGCCGCUGCCUGACCGAUUCCAUGGACACGGCACGUCGCGCCUAUGGCACGGACGAGGACAUCAUCUUGAUAUUUGAGCAGAAGGCCAGCAAGGAAUAGAGGAAUAGAGUGGAGCCUCUGCUGCUCAUCGUAAUCGUAGUACCUGCCCAGCAGUUGCCGUGCUUGAAUGAAGGAUGGAUCUGCGCUUUGUGAUAUUAUUGGAUAGGAUAGGACACAACUGAACGAAUAAUUCGCUUCAAUUCGAUUGGAUUUGGAUUGGAUAUGAAGUAUGGAUAUGGACUAUGGUUUGGCUAGGCUUGGCUGCUACGUUGUCGAAGCGAGUCAUUUUGGUUUGGCACAACAUUGGACUUUAUUUGAGUUUAGUUUAUAUCAUUGAUACGCGCGCGGCUUCUGACGCAGUUGGUCCCCAU
Messenger RNA from Drosophila guanche, 1092 nucleotides. Its product is annotated as protein GUCD1. The transcript is spliced from 5 exons. Lineage: Eukaryota; Metazoa; Arthropoda; Insecta; Diptera; Drosophilidae. Bases 53 to 781 code for a protein of 242 amino acids. The record is from RefSeq and is a predicted model, not a curated record.